AUGUCGGACACCAAGAGUCCUGCGCCGCCGGCUAGCGAGUACCAAGACGACGAGCCGCUGGAGCGUCCGACCGGCCCGGCGCAGGCCCCCGCGGCCAACGGCGGGCUGGUCCUGACCACGCAGUGCGAGUUCCCGGCCAUCGCGAGGGGCGCGUCCCGGGACAGAUUCGCGGUGCUCGUGCACGCCAAGGCGCCGUCCGACGUGGCGCUCGCGCCGCUCGACCUCGUCACCGUGCUCGACGUCAGCGCCAGCAUGAAGGGCCAGAAGCUGGAGCUGCUGAAGCAGGCCAUGUGCUUCGUCAUCGACCAGCUCGGCCCCACCGACCGCCUCUCCGUCGUCACCUUCUCUCGCCACGCCAGCCGCCUGACCCGCCUCGCGCGCAUGUCGGACGCGGGGAAGGCCUCGGCGAAGAUCGCCGUGGGGGCGCUCUGUGUCCUGCGGGGCACCAACAUUGGCCAGGGGCUCCGUGUGGGCGCCCAGGUGCUCUCCGGCCGCCGGGAGAAGAACGCCGUCGCCGGCAUGAUCCUCCUCUCCGACGGGCAUGACUCCUCCGGCCGCUGGACGAGCGUCGAGGCCGACGGCACCAAGGGCUACGCCAACCCCAUGCCGCCCUCGUGCCGUCGUCAGAGCGGCCGGCCCGCCGCGCCGAUUCACACGUUCGGCUUCGGCGCCAACCACGACGCCGCCGCGAUGCACGCCGUCGCGGAGGCCACGGGCGGCACCUUCUCCUUCGUCGGGAACCAGGCGGCGAUCCAGGACUCGUUCGCGCGCUGCGUCGGCGGGCUCCUGUCGGUGGCCGUGCAGGAGGCGCGCGUCGCCGUCACGUGCCUGCACCGGGGCGUCCGGGUCCAGGAAGUCAAGUCCGGCGCCUACGGGAGCAAUGUGGGCGCCGACGGCCGCGCCGCCUCCAUCGACGUCGGCGAGCUCUACGACGGCGAGGAGAGGCGGUUCCUGGUGCUCGUGUACGUGCCGAGCGCCAGGGCGACGGAGGAGGUCACCCGCCUCGUCAAGGCGAGCUGCACCUACCGAGAGGCUGCGACGGGCCAUGCGCGCCUGGCCGCCGCCCCCGCCGCCGUGGUGCAGAGGCCGUCGGAGCUGACGAAGCUGCCUGCCCCGUCCGUGGACGUGGAGCGGGAGUGCGUCCGCCUCGCGGCGACCGAGGACAUCGCGGCCGCAAGGGUGGCGGCGGACGGUGGGCAGAACGCGGGCGCCGCGCGGAUCCUGGAGUCCCGGCUCAAGGCCGUGGAGCGGUCAGCGCCGGGGGCGGCCGGCGACGACCCCACGUGCGAGGCGAUCAAGGAGGAGCUACGCGACCUCAGCGCGCGCGUCGGCGACCGGGCGGAGUACCAGAAGACGGGGCGCGCGUGCCUGCUGGCCGGCAUGAGCUCGCACGCGCAGCAGCGCGCCUCGGGGAUGGACGUGCAGUCGACGAGCAAGGCGAGCGCGUACCUGACUCCCAAGAUGGAGGAGAUGGUGGAGAUCUCGCGUGAGAGCAGCGCGAAGCGUGGGGGUGGCAGCAGCGGGAAGCAGCCAGUCAAACUGGCCAAGGUAGAAGAAGAGGUGUAA
This is a messenger RNA of Miscanthus lutarioriparius, 1566 nucleotides long. The record is from the annotation of a GenBank genome assembly. NCBI's taxonomy places the organism in Eukaryota, Viridiplantae, Streptophyta, Magnoliopsida, Poales, Poaceae.